AUGUCCCACGGCAAGCAGUUCACUUUCUAUACGCACAAGGCAGGACCCAACGGCUGGAAGGUCGUCUUCGUCUUGAACGAGCUCGGGCUGAAAUACGAGAACGUGUACAUCGACCUCGAUUUCCAGAAGCCCGGAUAUCAGGAUCCCGAGUUCACCAAGUACAAUCCGAACGGACGUAUUCCCGUCUUGAUCGAUCAUCGCAAUAAUGACUUUGUCGUCUGGGAGUCGAAUGCCAUCAUCCUUUACCUCACCGAGAAGUACGACACGGCGCGCCACAUUUCCGCAUCUACACCCGAGGACAAGGCACUUGAGCUUCAGUGGCUAUUCUUCCAGGCCUCUGGUCAAGGACCGUACUUCGGGCAGGCGGUGUGGUUCGUCACCUACCAUCAAGAGAAGGUUCCCAGCGUGAUUGAGCGGUACCAGAAUGAGACUCGCCGUGUACUCGGUGUCCUGGACGGCGUUCUCUGCAAGCAGGAGUGGCUGGUUGGCGACAAGUACACUAUCGCUGACAUCUCCUUCAUUCCGUGGAGCAAUGUUGCGAUCAACCGAAUCCUGGCCGAUGUGGAAGGUGUCAACAUUGAGAAGGACUACCCGUCUUUCUAUGCCUGGCACCAGAAGCUCAUGGCGAAGGAUGUGGUAAAGAGUGCAUGGGCAGAGAGGGCGGCCUUGAUUGCGCAGUAG
Postia placenta MAD-698-R-SB12 is the source of this 681-nucleotide messenger RNA. RefSeq lists its product as hypothetical. The coding region runs from base 1 to 681 and encodes 226 amino acids. NCBI's taxonomy places the organism in Eukaryota, Fungi, Basidiomycota, Agaricomycetes, Polyporales, Adustoporiaceae. The record is from RefSeq and is a predicted model, not a curated record. The transcript has 6 exons.